This is a messenger RNA of Raphanus sativus (radish), 887 nucleotides long. RefSeq lists its product as uncharacterized. The coding region runs from base 207 to 776 and encodes 189 amino acids. Lineage: Eukaryota; Viridiplantae; Streptophyta; Magnoliopsida; Brassicales; Brassicaceae. The record is from RefSeq and is a predicted model, not a curated record. The transcript has a single exon.
UCACUUAACCAAAAGGUUAAGGUUAACGCAGAGUGGGCUUACUCCCAAAUAAAAUAAAAAUAAAAUCCACUUUAUAACCUCCGCCUCUCUCUCUCUUUUUCUUUCUCUAGCUCUCAGUCCAAACGAACGGUUGUGUGUCAAAGACAGCAAGCAAUAGAGUUUCAGAGACGAGAAAAGGCAAAGGAACACGCAGAGAACACUGUCAAAUGGAUUUGCGUUUCCACGAAAGAGAAAGCAGCGUUUGGCAGAAAUGCUCAAGACACGACUUAUCUAACCGCCGUUUCGUCUGCGGUGGAGGCGGCGUUUGUCCUUACUGCCUCCACGAACGUCUCUCCUCACUCUGCCCCGACUGCGCCCGCGAUCUCCCUUGUUCCUGUACCCCACGCGCCUCCCUCGACGUUGAUGUUCCCUUCACCGGCAUCGGUUCCGUUGGCCGCGUUUCCAGCCUUAUCGAAUGCGAGCCGGCGUUUAGGAGAUCCACAUCCAUGUCUGUUCCGUUUCUCUGGUCUUCUAAACCGGAACCGGUUGAGAAAACCGGGUCGAACGUCGAACCGGGUCGUGGACGUUCGCUCUGGAGACUGUUCAGAGGAGAGAGUAAAAGCAAGACUGCUAAAGUGAUGAGGAAGUCGAGAUCGGUUGCAGUCUCCGACGCAGGAGAACUGCUAUCUUUGCCGGUGACGAGCAAGGGAAGUGGUUGGUACUUUCCAAGCCCGAUCAAGGUUUUCAGACAGUCAAGAAUCUUGUUUCAACAAAGAUCUCCUUUGUACAGAGGUUGAACUCUAGCUUUUCGUCAGUUUGUGCCUUUUUUAUUUAUUUGCUAAAUGCUUUUUUAUUUUGUUGAUUAAUAGUUUUAUUAAUAUGUUUCAUAAUGAAGAUGUUGAUUUUAU